UCAGUAUUCUACUGAUUGUUUACGGUGUCGAAUGUGUCACUAGCUGUAGUACUCGUUCGCGUGGGGUUUAAUUUAUUUGGAAAUUAUAUUCCAUCCAUCGAAUAAACAAGUGUGGUGUGUAGUAUAAAACAUUUCUUAUAUUGUGGAUUUAAGAAAAACUAAACAUGUCAGCAGAUAAUAUUGAAAAAUUGUACCAAAAUUAUGGUAUAUUAGCCGACGCCAAAGAUGACAUCUCUAAGCAUGAAAAGGAAUACUUGGAAAUAUUGGCGGCAGUGAAGGGGUCGGAUAAAGAAAAACGUUUGGCGUCACAGUUCAUUGCGAAAUUUUUCAACAGCUUUCCUAAUCUCGCAGAUCAAGCAAUAGAAGCUCAAUUCGACUUGUGUGAGGACGAUGAUGUUGCUAUCCGGAAACAAGCUAUCAAGGACUUACCUACGUUGUGUAAAGACCACAAGGAGCAUACGCAAAGAAUUGCUGAUAUCCUAGCUCAACUAUUACAGUCUGAAGAUACUACAGAGAUCAAUGUAGUGACUAGCUCAUUACUUACUAUUCUGAAGAUAGACCCAAAAGGUGCACUUACGGGAAUGUUCUCUCAAAUACACCAGAACACAGAAAGUGAAGUGACUAAUGAGGUUGUAAGGGAAAGAUGUAUUAAAUUCUUGGCAUCUAAAGUGAAACAACUCGGACGUGAAGUGAUUACGAAGGAAGCUGAAGACCUGAUUGUCGCUGAAUGCAAGAAACUUUUGGAGUUGCAGGAUGUUGUAGCUGAAGAAUUUGAGCAUAUUAUGGAGUUGUUGACAUGGUCAAAGUUAGGGAAGACUCCUGCUGGGAAAAAGGAGCUGGUACAGAUUGUUGCUGCUCUUGCAUUCACUCCUGAUGACUGGCAUCCAGAGGAUCCCGAGUAUGUGGAACGAGUUAUCCAGUGCACACAACAUGCUCUGCCAUUGUUCUCGGCAUUAGUGGAUUCCACUCAGUUUGUCAACAUUUUCUGUGAUUAUAUAUUGCAAGGGUGGGACAAUAUUACCACACCAGAAGGCACAGACCCGAAAUUGGAACUCUUGAAGAUAUUUGCUGAGAUCACAGAACAUUGUGGUGAACUUGAAAAUCCAUCAAAGAAGAUUGAUGCAGUUUAUGAAUUGCUAAUGAAAUACUUGCCCGAAGCACCAAUUGAAAGUGAAGUGACUGAAGGUGAAAAAUCAGAAGAGAAGCCAGAAGAUGCAAAGAAUGCACCACUAUUACAAUUUUCUCAUGUUGAGUGUGCAUUAUUUGCUCUACACUCCUUAUGCCGUAAGGCUCCGGAGGCACUAACUACAGAUGCUGCCAAAAUUAAAGCUUUGCGCUUGCGCCUGCAAUACACAGCGCGACUCACUCAAGGAUACAUAAAGAAAUUGAAAGAAGUUACACAGGGCCAAAAAGGUGAAGAUGCCAACUCGGAAGAAAACAAACUGAAAAUAGCAGCGUUGAAGACUACUUCUAACAUCAACACACUCAUACGAGAUCUAUUCCGUACUCCGCCCAGCUUCAAGAGCAAAGUUCAACUGUCAUUCCAUACCAAGAAAGUUGAUAAAGAGGAGAAACAGACUGCUGACUCAGAGAAUACAAAACAAUCGCCAGGACAAAAACGACACCGUCCAAUUACCUUUGACAAUGACAAUGAAAAAGAAUCACCUGAGAAGAGAUCACGUAGUGGAGACAGAAAUAUUAAAAUGUACACCCCACCUUCUGGAAAAUACAGCUCAAGGUUGAACAAUAACGGAAGAUUCUCUGGGAAUAAUUCUGGCGGAAGGGGAGGCCGAGGGGGUUAUGGUAGACGCGACUUCAGAAACAAUGGAGCACCUUUCCGAAGGCGAAACAACUAUUAAAUUUCGCAACAUCGGAAGAAUGCAUACAUAAUGACAAAGAUUUUAAGAAGUUCAAUUGAUAUAGUCACUAUUAUUACUCGCUCCAUUCUAGUAGAAAACUUGACAAUCCAAAUCUCCGAAUUGUUGCAAUAGGAGAAGGAAAUCCAACAGUUUUCUCUUGCAACAUAUUAGAAUAGGAAUUUGUGUAGGCAUGGGGUAGCAGUGGAGUUAUUCUAUGCAGAAAUUUUGUUGUGAUUGUUUAGGUUGAGUUCCACCGAUUUUAUUCCAUUGCGUGUCCAAAUUGUGGGAAGCACAUUUUCAUAGUUCGAUAACAACAAAUUUUCUUUUGUUGACAUCCUUAUUUAGUUUAGCUGCAUGAAGUGGAAGAGCGACGUCGAAAGGUUUUGUUUAUUUUUAAAAAGGAGCCACCAAUUUUUAUUUUUAAUCUAGCAGCAAUGGCGGAUUGUAUUUGGGUUUCAGUAGUCACCUCCAUAAUUUCCUGUAGUUGAGCAGCAUUGUAAGUAAUAAAUUCUAAUUGUUAUAAUACCUAAUUUAGCAGUCGUGUCUUAUAACAGCAACUGAUUAGUAUUAAAUGAAUCAUCACUUCACUUGGUAAGUAUUAGAAUUAAUGUAGAGAUAAUUGUCAUUGACGAGAUCCCGGAGACUCCACCUGGAUUAUUUAAUUCUGACGUCGUGUUGGGCGCCGUAAUUCUGUAAGUAUCUACUAUUUAUUAAGAUAAUUUUUGUCUUAUAGCCGGGAAGGUGCAGAAGUAGAAGCAAGUUUCUACCACAUUCUUCGAUUUUACUCCAGAUUUUUGUUGCAUCUUCUUUAUGAGGAAUAAGAAGAAUUUAUGAAGGUUUUGAUUGCAGAAUACUUAUGGAAUUUUCUACGAGAAUAAAACAUUUUAAUACAAUUA
Spodoptera frugiperda (fall armyworm) is the source of this 2755-nucleotide messenger RNA. RefSeq names its product apoptosis inhibitor 5 (gene cass). Lineage: Eukaryota; Metazoa; Arthropoda; Insecta; Lepidoptera; Noctuidae. Bases 165 to 1859 code for a protein of 564 amino acids. Gene Ontology annotation, biological process: negative regulation of apoptotic process. Gene Ontology annotation, cellular component: nucleus. Gene Ontology annotation, molecular function: RNA binding. The record is from RefSeq and is a predicted model, not a curated record. The transcript is spliced from 8 exons.